UUUCCUAUGUUGAUGAAUUAAGAGUAGAACACAGAACUGAAAUUCAGUUUCUUAUUUUCCCUUCUCCCAGUGGUUUAUUAACUGUGUGUUUCUGCACAGAAUAACUCACGGGAAGUGCAACACUGCGCCUGGUUUCUUUUGUCUGUCCCGGGACACUUUGAAAGAAAGAAAUCACUCUUGGUAUAUGGGUAUCACUGGCAAGGACAGCACGUAUUGCCCUUCGCUAAUUGCCUUUUAAGGUAGCAGUGAGCUAUGUGGUAGAAGUGCUCCUGUGCUUUUAGGAAGGUAGUCCAAGGGUUUUGACCUGGGAGUGAUGAAAGAAUGGCUGAGGUAUAUCCAAGUAGUAGUGGACCUGCCUUUAUUCUUCCAGGUUGUGGGUUGUGAAUUUGGGUGGAUGUUGCGAAUCGUGAUGCUUGAGGUGCUGUAAACUAUGUGACCGGCUCAGUGAAUAGUUGGUCUUUUCCUUUACUAUCUCAGUCGGUAUGCUUGCCUCUGGUUAUUUCUAAUGUGUUUUAUUCCUCCCUGCUGUGCCUGUCCUUUUCAGCCCCUUGGUUCAGUUCAACUUGCUGCAUUCCAAGUUCCACUUGUGCAGCGUUCCGACCCGCGCACUGCUGCUGUCCUCUUACAUCAAGUUUGUCAACCUCUUCCCUGAGACCAAGACCACAAUCCAGGAUGUGCUGCGCAGUGACAGCCAGCUCCGAAACUCUGAUGUGGAACUCCAGCAGAGGGCCGUGGAGUACCUCAAGCUCAGCUCAAUUGCCAGUACUGAUGUCCUGGCUACUGUCUUAGAAGAGAUGCCCCCAUUCCCUGAAAGGGAAUCCUCCAUCCUCGCAAAGCUCAAGAAAAAGAAGGGACCAGGCACUGUGACGGAUAUGGAGGAAGGAAAGAAGGAACAAACAGAGGUCAAUGGUGGCGUUGAGCCAGCUGUGAAUGCCAGUACCGUGUCCACGCCCUCUCCAUCUGCUGAUCUUCUGGGUCUGAAGAGCGCUCCUGCCAGUGGAGGCAGCCUGUUGGUGGAUGUGUUUUCUGAUGCAGUGCCAGCAACUGGUGCCUUGGCACCCGGAUCUGAAGACAACUUCUCCCGGUAAGC
Rhincodon typus (whale shark) is the source of this 1090-nucleotide messenger RNA. RefSeq names its product AP-2 complex subunit alpha-2-like. The coding region runs from base 795 to 1088 and encodes 97 amino acids. Lineage: Eukaryota; Metazoa; Chordata; Chondrichthyes; Orectolobiformes; Rhincodontidae. The record is from RefSeq and is a predicted model, not a curated record. The transcript has 3 exons.